Molecule: messenger RNA, 1143 nt
Organism: Acanthosepion pharaonis
Lineage: Eukaryota; Metazoa; Mollusca; Cephalopoda; Sepiida; Sepiidae
Source: the annotation of a GenBank genome assembly
AUGCCUCACUACUCUCUCUCUCUCUCUCCCUCCCUCCCUCUCUCUCUCUUUCUCAGUCUGUCUCUCUAUCUAUCUGUCACACAGAAAAAAGACACCCUCUCUCACACUCACCGAGAUACAUACAUACACAAUCAUCUUUCUUUCUUUCAUUUUUUUCCCUUCUUUCUUUCCCAAACUCAUUUAAAUUUUUUCUCUCUGUUACUCUCUCUCUCUCUCUCUCUUUUUCUAUUCUUCUAUUCAUCACGUUUCACUUUCUUUCCCAGGCUCAUUUUUAUUUAUUUCUUCCUAGAUAUUUCUUCUUCUUCUUCUUCUUCUUCUUCUUCUUCUUCUUCUUCUUCUUCUUCUUCUUCUAGAUUCGUUUUUCUUUUUCUUUCUUUCUUUUCUUUCUUUCUUAUUGGCUCAGCUUUCUUCCAAGGCAGAGCUAGUGCUGCAGUCGAAAUAUUCUUCUAUUAUUUGUUUGUUAUUUUCUUUUUCUUCUUUUUUCUUCUUCUUCUUUAUCGACUUCCUCUUCUCCUCCUUCACCUCUUCUUUUUCGCUAUCUUCUUUUUUUUCUUCUUUAUCUUGUUCAUCUUAUUUGCUCUCUUCUUUGUAAUCUUUCUCUCCUACUCUUCCCUCUCCUCAUCAUCAUCAUCUUCGAUAUCUUCUUCUCUUCCUGCUCCACCUCUACCAUAUUCUCUUCGCUUUUUCUUCUUCUUCUUCUUCUUCUUCUUCUUCUUCUUCUUCUUCUUCUUCUUCUUCUUUAUCUAUCUCUCCUCCCCCCUCUCCAACAGUAUGUUCUCCGUUUCCGCUUUAUUUUUCUUCCUUUAUUGCUUCUUUUCUUCCUUUUUUCAUUUUCUUUUUUCUCGACUUUUUUAUAUUCUUUUUCUUUGUUGUCAUCAUCUUCUCCUCUUCCACUUUAUUCUUCUCGCUUUUCUUCUUCUUCUUCUUCUUCUUCUUCUUCUUCUUCUUCUUCUUCUUCUUCUUCUUCACCCUCUCCUUAUUCACCUUCUUUAUCUUCUGCUCUUUGAAUUCCUGUUCUUCCUCAUCCUUAUACUUCUUUCUAUAUCUUCAUUUUCUGUAUUUCUUUCUACUUUCCUUCCAGUCACUCCGUUACUUUUUGAUUCUCAUAAAUGUUUCCCUGGACAAUCAUGUAUCUGUCUUUAA